UGACGACCAAACAUCACGAAGGCUUCACAUUAUGGCCAUCGAAGGUGUCCUAUAACUGGAAUGCUAUGGAUGUCGGACCCAAUCGGGAUUUAGUCGGUGAUUUAUCGACUGCUGUAAAGGACGCCGGUCUUCAUUUCGGUGUUUAUCACUCACUCUAUGAAUGGUUUAAUCCUUAUUUCUUAAAGGACCAAGCUAACAAUUUUACCACUAAUGAAUUUACUAAAAUAAAAACUCGUCCAGAAUUAGAGGAAUUGGUCAAUACAUACAAACCGGAUCUGAUUUGGUCUGAUGGUAGUGGUGGUGCUCACCCCGAGUACUGGGAAGCUCAAAAAUUUUUUGCCUGGCUAUACAACGAUAGUCCCGUAAAGGAUACCAUUGUUGUCAACGACAGAUGGGGGUCGGGAACUGGUGGAAAGCAUGGUGAUUUCUUUAACUAUCAAGAUAAGUAUAAUCCGGGAGUACUACAGAAACACAAGUGGGAGAACGCCAUGACUAUAGACAAGCAUUCGUGGGGUUAUAGACGUAAUGCCAACUCAACUGACUAUUUGUCUACACAUGAUUUGCUCCAAACAUUGGCUCAGACUAUCAGUUGCGGUGGAAAUAUCCUGAUAAACGUCGGGCCGACACACGACGGCGUUAUUAAACCGGUAUUUGAGGACAGAUUACGUGAUUUGGGGCACUGGCUGUCCGUGAAUGGAGAGGCCAUCUAUGAAAGCAAACCCUGGAAACACCAAAACGAUACGACAACUAAACAAAAAGACAAAACUGUUUACUCAAUAGUGUUGUAUUGGCCUAAAGGUAAUGAACUGACUCUGGGAUCACUCGAUCACUCGACUGUCGGUGCAGUCGAGCUAUUGGGAGAAAAGGGUGAAUUGAAAUUCACUGCCGGCUCCGGUACCUCAACAGUCAUUACAUUCCCACACAUUACUCCUGAUAGCGUUGCCAAAUGGGCCUGGGUGCUCAAAAUAACAACAAAAUAG
Oppiella nova is the source of this 980-nucleotide messenger RNA. Lineage: Eukaryota; Metazoa; Arthropoda; Arachnida; Sarcoptiformes; Oppiidae. The record is from the annotation of a GenBank genome assembly.